AUGUCCGAGAUCUUCGGAUCGAGCGAUUAUUCCGACGAAUCUCCGCCUCACGCAAGUCCAUGGAACGAUAGUACGCGUGGGGAUGGUGGUGAUGCACCUAUACAUCACCACGAGCGAAGUCACUCGAGGGAUCGGGGUAUCACUGGUGUCCGCGCUCACGCUGGCACCAAUCACGAGGCCAGGGACCGAAAUAUCCUGCGCCACGCUCCUCAAGUGGAGUCUCCGUGGAUGCCGUCAUCCAGAGAGUUGAACCGAAGGGCCGACAUGACUACCGAACAGGAUCAAAUCCCGUUGUUCGAUUACAAGGAGGUCUGCCUACCUGAUUCCAGCACGGAAAUUAUCCGUGCUGAGGAAGAAUUCUUCACCGAUUCGUUCUUCAAACAUCGGUAA
Molecule: messenger RNA, 390 nt
Organism: Peronospora matthiolae
Lineage: Eukaryota; Oomycota; Peronosporomycetes; Peronosporales; Peronosporaceae
Source: the annotation of a GenBank genome assembly